Cadophora gregata is the source of this 1587-nucleotide messenger RNA. RefSeq lists its product as uncharacterized. Lineage: Eukaryota; Fungi; Ascomycota; Leotiomycetes; Helotiales; Ploettnerulaceae. The transcript has 2 exons. The coding region runs from base 1 to 1587 and encodes 528 amino acids. The record is from RefSeq and is a predicted model, not a curated record.
AUGCGUCACGACCACUUUGACCUGUUUUUCCACAUCCUCCUGACAAGUACCAUCAAUGUCUCCCGUCUAGCGAAGUCAAUCAUCUGGAGUUGGUAUCCAUUCAAAUUCUUCAGUGGGCUUUAUCUUACAUUCAUUUACCACCACGAGAUUCGUGCAUGCUUGGAGAUCCUGUCUGAUCAAAAUGGAUGGCUCAAAGUAUUCGAGGUACUUUUCCUGUUCAAGUUCAUCAAAGUUAUCGUCCAUACAAUCUCGUUCUUGCUUUACAAACCAUACCCUCUGCCACGAUACCCCUCGGUCACUUCUCAAGAUGUCACGGUCAUCAUUCCUACUAUUGGAGCAAUUGACGAUGUUGAGUUCAGAGAAACACUUAGUACUAUCUUGGCCAACCUACCUGCGGAGAUUAUCGUGAGUACUGUGGGCGAAAAGCGACUUUACAUGGCACAACGGGUCUGCGCCGAGGAGCUGGACAAAGCCAGGGCUCUCAGGAAAACGCGUACCAGAAUGCGUGCUAUGGAAAUUGAUACGGCAUCCAAGCGUAAGCAAAUUUUCGAGGCCCUCAAAUAUGUCCAAACCUCAAUCGUCUCCCUUGCCGAUGAUCACGUCUUUUGGGGUGAUCGAUACCUCACCGCUGCUCUAGCUCCCUUCGAAGAUCCUCAGAUCGGUGGAGUCGGCACUAACAAACGAGUACGCCGUCUGCCAUUCGAGUUCUCCUUCCCCAACUUCCUCAACUUCAUCGCGUGCAAUUACCUCGAACGCCAUAACUUUGAAUGUACCGCGUCAAUUUUCAUCGAUCAAGCUGUCUUCGUCCUGUCCGGCCGCACUGUCUUCUAUCGCACCAACAUUUUUCGACACCCCCGUUUCGAACAGGAAUACUGCAGGGAGACAUGGCUCUUUGGUAUCGUUGGAAAGAGCGGAUUCGCUGUUGAUGACGACAACCUCCUCACCCGGUUUACCAUUGGCAUUACCAAAUAUAAGGUCUGGUUCCAGAAUUGUCCUGAGAGCACCAUGGUCACUGCACUCGGCGAACCAGGAAAAUUCUUCAAGCAGAUGGAUCGGUGGAUUCGCACGACUUGGCGAUCAAACUCCACCAGUCUCUUCUCCGACCAAACUCCUUGGAAGACACAACCCUGGUCUGUUUAUGCCAUUUAUCUGUCGAGCUUCGUCAACUUCGCCCUAUUCUACGAUACUGCCCUCUUUACCACGCUUUGGUAUGGCCUAGAAAGUGGUCUUACAUGUUCUUACCAAUUCUCGGAACAUGGAACCCACGCCUGGUCACAUCACAGCCAAACUCGGCCUGCAGAGCUCCUUGUACGUCUUCCAACACCACUCUUUGUUCCGGCAUCCUGUCAUCAGAUGGCCGCCAACAAUCGGUUCGGGAUCACCAGAGGUUCUUCGAUGUGCAUUUUGGCUCUCAUUCUAUUCACCUCGAAGAUGAUCAAGCCUCUUCCACAUUUUUGGCGAAAUCCUCGGGACAUCUUGUAUAUUCCUUUCUACAUCCUCUUCGGCUACUACCACAGUUUGAUAAAGUUAAAAGCUCUGUUCACUGUCUGUGUCAUAUCAUGGGGAUCAAGACAAGGGGUUGAGUGA